GAACCAUAUCACCACAGAUAAGAGAUAAUAACGCGAAGAAUCACUGAAAUGGUGAUGGCGAUCCCCAGCAAGCUUCUCUCCCUUGCCAUUUUGUGCUUCCUUUUAAUCCUGGAUUGUCAGUUGCUCUUACCGUCUCGAGCUGCCCGGAUGCAUCACCAGCAUCCUCCUGGUCAUGGUAAUAAUGAGAUUGGAGUCCGAGGACACAACCCAAAGUCUGAUGGUUCCCAUGUCAGCAGAACUCCGACCACGUCCCAUUCCCCAAAUACUCCAACUCCGACGACGUCCCGCCCUUCCAGCAGAUACAUAUCCUAUGGUGCACUAAAACGCACCCGAAGGAAGAACUCCCCUGGGUCCCCUCCUCCGCCGCACCAAGAUCCUCUGGAUGCGUAUCAUUUCAAUUGUACAGUUUGUAAGGAAAAGUUGAAGCCCUAGCUAGUGGAUAACCAUUUAAUUAGUCGUUUAGCCUCUAGUAGGCUUAUAAAUUCUUAUAGCCCGCGUAUACCCUGUUUUCGGAAAUGCUUAUAUAACUUAUCUUGCUUCAAUUUUCUUUUUUCGAUCAUAAGAAAGGCCAUGAACCUAGUAUAAGAAUAGAAUUAUUAAACCGAAAUAAAGGAGCACAUAAGUCUCAUUUAUAAGGAAUAAAAAUUAUUAUUUUGCUU
This is a messenger RNA of Punica granatum (pomegranate), 659 nucleotides long. The record is from RefSeq and is a predicted model, not a curated record. NCBI's taxonomy places the organism in Eukaryota, Viridiplantae, Streptophyta, Magnoliopsida, Myrtales, Lythraceae.